This is a messenger RNA of Rhododendron vialii, 1204 nucleotides long. Its product is annotated as Golgi apparatus membrane protein-like protein ECHIDNA. The record is from RefSeq and is a predicted model, not a curated record. NCBI's taxonomy places the organism in Eukaryota, Viridiplantae, Streptophyta, Magnoliopsida, Ericales, Ericaceae. The transcript has 6 exons. Gene Ontology annotation, cellular component: Golgi membrane. Gene Ontology annotation, biological process: vesicle-mediated transport; protein secretion. Bases 328 to 951 code for a protein of 207 amino acids.
CUCAAAAAAACAUCUGGAGCUGCCACUGGAGCCAACCAGCUCUGACAGUACACUGCACUUGGCCCCUAAUCCACAAGUGACGGGUGAUCCCAAGAAGCACCGAUGAAGAGGUCCCUAGGCCCUUCUCUUGACCUAGGUAGGUUGUAUAUCGUAGAUACUUUGUCAUCGAUCCAAUUCCUAUCUCUUUGUCUCUUGUGCCACUGACUCUAACGGCGUCCCUUUUGCAUGAAAUGUUAUUGGAUUUGGGGAAUUCAAUGAAAUAUUAUUGAGCUGCAUCAUGUUGAGGUGGAUUGAAUAUUUGAAUGGCAACACAAAGAGUGUAGAUGGAUGUCUAAUAGUGUAGUGCAGUGCCUCGGAUUUGUUGUACUCUUUGUCUUCGCUGCCGUGGAGAAGAUCAGUUUUGGAUUCCUAGUGCCUACGGGGGAAAGCUAUGCCCACCCAAAGCUAUGUUUCUUUCAUGUGGUGUUCAAGGCAGCAGCGUUGGCUUUCUACAUUCUUUCAGCUCUCUUUUUCAAUAGCUUUGUCAUCAUUUUUGUGACCACUGUUCUUCUUGCUGCUCUUGAUUUCUGGGUAGUCAAGAAUGUAAGUGGGCGAAUCUUGGUUGGUUUGAGGUGGUGGAAUGAAAUAAACGAUGAGGGUGAGAGCGUGUGGAAAUUUGAAUGCCUUGACCAAGAGUCAUUAGCUCGGAUGAACAAGAAGGAUUCCUGGCUAUUUUGGUGGACCCUUUACCUGACAGCAGGUGCAUGGAUUGUGCUUGGAGUAUUCUCUCUCAUAAGAUUUGAAGCUGAUUAUCUCCUCGUUGUAGGAGUUUGCUUGACCCUAAGCAUUGCCAAUAUUGUUGGCUUUACUAGAUGUCGCAAAGAUGCUAAAAAGCAGUUCCAAGCAUUUGCGUCUCAGACCAUCGCUUCUCGAUUCUCAUCCACAAUACAGUCGGCUUUCAGUGUAGUAUGAAUAGAAAUAUCACGUGAGAGAGACAAGGUGAUUGCCAAAUAUUGUGCCAAUUUAUUUGGCCCUUGUGAAUUUCUUGCCCUGUAAUAUCAUCAAUGUGGUUAUUCGGAUAAUAGUAGUUGUCACGCAUCGGAGAUUUAGCAUGCAAUUAGAUCUUUGAUGUAAAUGACCACAAGCAAGUACAUGGAUCCGGAUAACGUGUCAUUCCAUAUAUUCUCAUACACUUCUGAAAUUUAUGCAUUUCGUUACACUUCAA